GAUUCUAUGCAUUACAAAGACCAGAGAUGCAUUUAUUUACCUAGGGGGUGUCUUCAUGGCCCCGCAUUCCCUUAAAAUUCCACUCAGGUCUUAUUUUGUGUGGUAAAUACAGUUUGAGUUUUAAAACAUUUAAAAACACACUGUGUCUGGCUGCAAGUUAACUGAGCACAAUGUUUCUGCCUGCAACUGAGCACUGGAUUUGGACUGGGGUAUCCGAGAGGGAAAAUGUCAUUUGAUUGACCUUUGCUGAAACCCCUGAAAGGUAUUUUGUAUGGGGGAUUUUUCUUUCUUUCUAAAAAAUUGGAUAUCCAAACCAACCUCACCCUCACCUCUAACUUCCAAUAUUAACAGUGGAUGGCAUUACAGGGCUGAAACCAGACGUUUAAACUAUGUAUCAUUCUACUACCAAUUGCCUGACACCAUCGACGUCAUAAACACACAGUGGAAAUCAUAACUUUGUCCUUCAAGCUGACAUUCCUGUGUUUUUUAGGGUCUAGACAAACAUUUUCUAUGUUUUAGUUUAGCGAAAGGAAACAUCAGUUUAAAAAAGCAACAUGCGUGUCCUUCGUCCCCUAGAGUCUCCACAUCAUCCUGUCAAAACAAAAAACAAUCCAUUAGGUGUAUUGGCAUGCAUGGCAAUCAUGUGAUUGAUUCUCAUCUCUACCUCCUACAGGUAUCGUACCACUCAUGCCUUUUGUAGGCACCUCGAGGCCACUAGGUGGUGGGGGGGGAAACUUUACAUAACAAAAUUAUACAUGCUCAUUCUGCAUUCGCCCCCAGUAACACAGGUUAGGACAUAACAGGCUUCAAGAGAGCCAGAAAAAGUCUCAGUUCGCUUGGCCUGACGGAAGGGGGCGCUGCUAUUCCACUAGGUUUGCUCGUAAGCAAAAGCCCAUAGAACUGGACGCAGGCGCGGUUGCAAGAGUGGGCGCAGCCGAGUUUGGAGCCCUGCUGAACUAACUUCUACCUCUGGCCUCUUGAUAUGUCCGGGCAGUUGCUGGGUAAAUCCUCGCGUCUUCUCAGCAGAGGGCUGGGGGAGAAUUUCUGCAGUUCAUCGCCAGGGACUCGUGCCAUGCAGGCCAGCUCAGCUCCUUCCAGAACUGGAGAGCCACCCAGAGAAGGUCACCAUGUUGUUUCCUGGCUUUUGUUCAGGUUAUCCAGUGGGCGUAGCUCUAGGGAGAAGGAAAGUAACCACUGAAAUCCAUGGAACCAUAAUGACAAUUGGUAUUAACAGGCCGGAGGUCAGGAAUGCUGUGGACCAGGAGACUGCAGGAUUGCUGCUGCAUGCUUUCAGGUCAUUUGAAGAGGAGAGUUCGCUGACUGUGGCAGUACUUCAUGGAUUGGGAGGCAAUUUCUGUGCUGGUUAUGAUUUGAAGGAGCUGGCCCACAACGCAACCUCAGUCAAAUUGGAACAAGAUGUCACCAAAGGUCCUGGUCCCAUGGGUCCUUCCCGAAUGAAGUUUUCUAAGCCAGUAAUUGCUGCGGUGAGUGGAUAUGCAGUGGCUGGUGGACUUGAGCUGUCUCUCUUGGCUGACCUACGUGUUGUGGAAGAAAGUGCUGUUUUCGGAGUGUUCUGCAGGCGCUUUGGUGUUCCACUGAUAGAUGGCGGCACUGUAAGAUUACCGAAGCUAAUAGGUCUUUCGCGAGCCCUGGAUCUCAUUCUCACUGGGCGGGCUGUUAAUGCACAAGAAGCAUAUGAGUUUGGACUGGCCAAUCGAAUCGUUCCCAAUGGCCAAGCCCUUCAACGUGCCAUUGAAUUGGCAGAACAAAUUUCAGCCUUUCCUCAGCAAUGUAUGCGUGCGGACAGAAACUCAGCUUACUAUGGUGCAUUUGAUACUUCAUCUUUAACAGAAGCCAUGCAAUUUGAGUAUGACACUGGACUGCGGGUGAUAUUAAAAGAGUCUAUUCCUGGUGCUAAUAAGUUCAGUUUAGGACAUGGGCGCGGUGGAGCAAAGCUAUAAGGAGCUGAAUAUCAUGGCUCUUUGGUUAAAAACACCCACCCCGUGUUGCAAUCACAAAAUAAGAAAAGCCACAUUCAGUGUAUGUAUGUAUAUCCUGUUGAAAUGUAAACUUUAUAACUUUUUAUAGUCCAUCUUCAUUGGGUGGAAAAUUCAAACUUGUGCCACGGCUAAGUAGGGUUACAACUUAAUUUUCAAUGCAGUUAAGAAUCACUAUUUGUAUUGUGCAAGGCCUAAAAAUGGUUACAGAAUAACUAAACCUUUGAAACAUCUCAAAAUGUGUGUUUAUUACUGCUGCUGGCUUUAGAGUAAUGUUUUUUGUGUUUUAAUUCACUCUGUUGAAGUAAAAUGUUUGUUACUUCAAUUGACAGAAGCCUUUUAAAAAUCUUGGAAAUUUAUUAUUGAUUGCUAUCAUCUAUCUGAAACUCUAAGAAUGCUUACAGGAAAAGACUUUCCACAGGGCUCAAUUAACAAAGACUUCCGUGCUAUACCUACUCACUA
Messenger RNA from Elgaria multicarinata webbii, 2459 nucleotides. RefSeq names its product enoyl-CoA hydratase EchA19-like. Gene Ontology annotation, molecular function: catalytic activity. The coding region runs from base 1128 to 1961 and encodes 277 amino acids. Lineage: Eukaryota; Metazoa; Chordata; Lepidosauria; Squamata; Anguidae. The record is from RefSeq and is a predicted model, not a curated record. The transcript is spliced from 7 exons.